UUAGCCUAAAUCUUAAUACCAUAACUCUAGCCCUAAACUGCUUCAACUUUGGGGGAACGCCUCCACCGUAUCCUAUAUAUAAUCCUUGAUUUUUUUUUUUUUGGUUAUUCAUAAUUAAAAAUUUCUUCUUUCUGUAAUAUUGUUUUCUUUAAUCUUUAAUCUUUGAAUUUUGAUUUUGUUUAUUUAAUAAACCGGGGCGGGCGUGUCCUCGCUUUGAAGGCUGCCAUGGAAGCAAUUGCGAGGAAAAAAGUGGAAGAAGGGUACGAUUGUUCGAUUUGUUUGGAAAAGUUUAAAGAGGAAGAAGAAGGAAGUGAGAUGCCAUGCAAGCAUGUGUUUCAUUCCGAUUGUGUUGAAAAGUGGCUGCGCAUCAAUCGGUCCUGCCCGGUUUGUCGGUUUGUGAUGCCGGAUGAGGAGGGUGAAAGCAGCGGCGGCGGCAAUGGUAAUUUGGGAAUAUUGGGAUCGGGAAAUCAGGAGAUUGUACAGUCGGUUGUAAGAGUAUCUAGCUUGGCUAAUUUGAUAGCAUUAGCAAUGACGGCUUCAGGUCUGAGGUCGGAACAAUGAUGAUGGUGAGGAGUGUUUAGCUGAAGCUAUACUUUCAAGAGUUUUUGUGAACCAAACUAAUCAAAAUUCUUGCAUUUUUAUUUA
Messenger RNA from Gossypium raimondii (Peruvian cotton), 645 nucleotides. Its product is annotated as E3 ubiquitin-protein ligase MPSR1. The coding region runs from base 226 to 561 and encodes 111 amino acids. Lineage: Eukaryota; Viridiplantae; Streptophyta; Magnoliopsida; Malvales; Malvaceae. Gene Ontology annotation, molecular function: zinc ion binding. The transcript has a single exon. The record is from RefSeq and is a predicted model, not a curated record.